This is a messenger RNA of Closterium sp. Naga37s-1, 1989 nucleotides long. The record is from the annotation of a GenBank genome assembly. NCBI's taxonomy places the organism in Eukaryota, Viridiplantae, Streptophyta, Zygnematophyceae, Desmidiales, Closteriaceae.
AUGGUUGCGUGUUAUGGGCUGCGACUACGAGGCCCCACGGCCGCCUUCUUUUAUGCUCUACCACGCGUGCUUCUGAUCGUAUCCGCGGUUUGCUUGCUAUGGCGGAUCGUGGAGGAACCCACCGACUGCUCGCUGCUUCCAGCCGUGCGCCUGCAGGGGGCCUGCGGGUACUCAGAUGUUGAGUUAAAGCGUAUCCUAGCCAUGGAGCAUGGCUACACUCGUGGCUCGCCGCGAUACUAUUUUCUGGGAAGGUGGAUGCAUUACAUCACACUCAAUUACGAGCUCACCAUGGCCAAACCAAAUCCAAAAAAGGACAACCUAGCUGUGCCGCCAUGCGUGCUAGUGAGCGUGGAGGGCGAGGUGCCAUGCCUGACAGGCACGAGCUGCAUCAUUCCCUUCUACCUGCGCCCACACACGUCUGACAGCAUGGUGCUGCGCGUGCACUUUGAGAACUCCCCCACGCCCUUCUCAGUGCUCCGCCGGGAGACCAAGCAGAAGCGGUUCACUGCGGUGCUGGACGGUGGAGCUAACAUUGGCAUCACGACCACGGUUCUCGCCCUCAUGUUCCCGCAUGCGCGCAUAGUGGCAGUGGAGUCAUCAGAGGAGAACUACCGCAUGCUCAGACUCAACACCUUCGCCCUGCCCAAUGUCGUCGCCUUUCGUGCUGCACUCUGGAACAGACUUAAUGAGCCCCUGUCAGUGCACAUGGACCCGCGCAGCCACGGGUACUGGACCCUAAUGACAUCCCUGCCAGGCCAGGAGAGGGGACUGAAGCAGUACGGCAUCGCGCACACAGUCACCGUGCCGUGGCUCAUAGAGGUCACGGGCGUGCCGGGCUUUGAUCUUGUCAAGCUGGACGUGGAGGGGAGCGAGCGCGAGGUGUUCACGCCUGUAGAAGGGUGCGUGGGGAGUGGGGAGAACGGGGGGAGGGUGGGGGAAGGGGUGUCUGCGCUUUGGAAGGGAGGGGGGAGGGAAGAGGUGUUUUGGAUUUUCAAGGGAGGCAGGUCCGGGCGGGACCCAGGCUACGCGCUCUCCUGGUUGAACCACGUGCAGAUGGCCCUCAUUGCCACACACGAGGGGCUGCGGCUGGUCUCAAUCACAUCCCACACACUCCCAGCCCGUGUCCCCCUCUCCACUCCCUGCCGACUCUCCCCUGCCGUCCUUCCCCUCCCCAGCUCGGGCCGGGACCCAGGCGCUGAACCACGCUACACGCUGUCCUGGCUGAACCACGUGCAGAUGGCUCUCAUUGCCACACACGAGGGGCUGCGGCGCGGGGGGCAGGAGGCGGUGCGGCAGGCGUUUGACCUCGGACGCUUUUCCCUGGAGCUGGGGGGCUCGCACUAUGUGUACCGCAGCAAGGACGUGUUUGAUGAUGACAUGGUGGGUGGGGAUGGGGGUGCAGGUGUCAGUGUUGCUUUGUUAGGUACCAUAACAGCAGCUUUGUUAGCAUCGCACUCUGCCCCAGCUGUCCGUGACACAGCAGCUGUUGCUGGUGGUAUGGUCUGCUGCCCCAUCAUUUCCCUAACCUCUCCCAACCCAUACCUACCGUAUUCCAGUAAGAUCAAUCUGCGCAUGUUCAUGUCUUUGUUGUUUCUGCAAUGCUCUCUCACCCUCUCCUGUCCUCUCACCCUCUCCUGCCCUCUCACCCUCUCCUGUCGUCUCUCCCACUCAUGCCCUCUCACCCUCUCCUCUCCUCUCACCCUCUCCUGUCCUUUCACCCUCUCCUGCCCUCUCACCCUCUCCUGUCGUCUCUCCCACUCAUGCCCUCUCACCCUCUCCUCUCCGCUCACCCUCUCCUGUCCUCUCACCCUCUCCUGCCCUCUCACCCUCUCCUGCCGUCUCACCCUCUCCUGUCCUCUCACCCUCACCUGCCAUCCUCACCGCGUGCAGAGGGAGCAAGCGUUUGCGGCGCUCAAGAGCAUGGCAGGGCAGCCAGCAGAGGGAGCGGAGGAGGGCGAUGCAGGGGCAGAUGCUGGUGCUGAUGGUUGA